ACGAAACAGUCGACAAAGUUAUCAACAACAUCAACAACAACCAAAUGACAACGACGGUAGUUAAACACACAAGGUCAACAUCAGACGGUUUGUUUUGGUAAAAUGUAGAUCGUUCCCUCGUUUAUUUCAAACAAUUUAUUUCCACAACUCAGCUGUGAGGUGCUGAGAUGAAAGUGGAAACAUCACAAGUACAAGCGUUAGUGAUUCUCAGAAACUACAUUUCACCGUCAUGAGCGAGGUAUGUGUCCGAGUGGCGGUCCGUAUCCGGCCCCUGCUUCCCAAGGAAGUCCUCCACAACCAUCAGGUGUGUGUGCGGAUGGUGCCGGGCACCGCACAGGUGAUGCUCGGCUCGGACCGACUCUACUCCUUCGACCACGCAUUUGGACCGACAGCCAGUCAGGAUGAGGUGUACCAGUCCUGCGUCCAGCCGCUGGUGGAGUCCCUGGUCGACGGUUGCAAUGCCACCGUCUUCUGUUAUGGACAAACAGGGUCAGGGAAGACAUACACACUCGGAGGGGGGAAACUGGAUGAAGAGGGAGGAAUUAUUGACCGUGUGGCCCAAGAUGUGUUCUUGUUGUUGGCGGAAAAGAGGAAAAACAGUGAUGGUGUGGAGGCCACAGUGCGGGUGUCAUAUAUGGAGCUGUACAGGGAAGAGCUGCGAGACCUGCUGGAGAUGCACACCAUUCACAAAGAGCUUCAUAUCAGAGAGGAUGAGAAGGGAAACACAGUGGUGGUGGGAGCCAAAGAGAUGGCUGUCACCUCAGCAGAGGAGCUACUCAGUGUUCUAGAGAUGGGUAACGCUCUACGCCACACCAGCACCACAGGGAUGAAUGAGCAUUCCAGUCGCUCUCAUGCCAUCCUCACCCUUCAGCUCAUCCAGUGUUGCCGCAACAACACCUCCUUAAAGUCUGUCCGCUCUUCCAAACUCUGUCUGGUCGACCUAGCAGGCUCAGAGCGUGCUGGAAAAACUGGCAACACUGGAACACGGCUCAAAGAAUCUGUUCAUAUCAACACAGGCCUGCUUGCACUGGGCAAUGUUAUCCGUGCCCUGUCUGACCCUGCUCGAACUCGCCGUGGUAACAACUGCAACAGCGCACACAUACCAUACCGUGCUGCCAAGAUCACCCGUCUCCUCCGUGAUUCAUUGGGUGGCACCGCCCAUACACUGAUGGUGGCCUGUGUAAGCCCCUCUCACCACAGUGUAGCUGAGACUCUGAGUGUCCUGCAGUUUGCAUCCAAGGCCCGUCACAUUCGCAACCGUCCCAGAGCAAUAUCUACUCAUACAGAGCUUAAAUCAUUACCUUCAGCCUGGGACCCCGGCGAGGCUCGACAAGGGGAGCUCGAGUUUGAAGUAAAGACACUGAGAGAGCUACUGAAAGAGAAGGAGAGAGAGAUGGAGAUGCAGAGGGAGAGGACAGGUGGAGAGAUGGAGAGUUUCAAACAGCGCAGUCAGAUAAGGUUAUCUGAACUAGAUCAGAAGAUGACCCAAGAGCAAUCAUCACACUACCACCUCCUGGCACAGGAAGCUGCAGCUCUGCUUGCAGAUAUCUCUGGCCCCUCUCCAAGUCAAUGUUUCAGGCAGGAACUGCAGGACUGGCAGGAGAGACUGGCAGCUGUCAAUAACACACAUCAAAUCGAUGAUAAGGACUGUUCAGAGGGGAAUGGAGACCAGCCUGACCAUCUUACAUUAUUUAAGCUCAGAGAAGAGCUCAAGAAAUGCCAGGAAGCUCUCAACAUAGAGGAGCAUCUAUUGGAGCAGAAAGAUGCAGAGCUGAGACAGGUACAAAAAGAUGUUGAGGGGCUUCUUCAAGAGAGGAAAACCCACCUCCAAGCCUUAGAGGAAGAAAAGGAACAUAAUCGUAUACAGACUGAACAACUGGUAGACCAACAGAUUCUGAUUGAUCGUCUUCGCAGCGACCUCAUGACCUUUCGGGGCACAACCUCAGGGGCCGCAGUGGAAGCAGUGGCUUCUGGGAACUCAGGCAAGAGGCCCCACAGUGUCCCUCUGAUCAGACACAGCUAUGGACAUGGGCCUCCCAGGAAGAUUCACUCCAGUCCCCCAGCCUAUUCACUGGAGAGGGUGAUGGCAGCCUUUAAAAUGCGCGGUCAUCUCCUUCUGGCUAAGCUUGAGGAAAAGGAUGAGGUGUACUGUCCAUUCAUAAAACAACAGGGAGAGAGCAUAGACAGGGCUCAAGAGAAGGAGGAGGAGGAUAAGGACUGUGUGAGCAAAAUGGCAUUUAGGCAUUCUUUAAACAGAACAUGGACGAGUCGGCAGAAGAAAUCAGCUCUGAAAGAGAAAAACACUGGACUGGACCAAACAUCUAAUGGGAAUCCAUUAGUACAACAGCCUCAGCGAGCUACAGGGGCCAAGGAAAACCAUGCCAAAAAAAGCCAUAUGAUGAAGGCCCAUCUAAGAGCCAGUGUUACUGAGAGAAGGAUCCAAGAUCUGUCAGUCAACAUGCGGAUGGAAGAGGAGCUCAUCAAAGAGCUUGACAAAACUGACAAGAAAAUCCAGGCCGUGGACAGACAUGGCAGGCACAACAGAGAUGGCACAGAAGCUGGCAUGUUGGCAAGACUUUCCUUGCAGAACCAGCAGGUCCGAGCAGAGGUGUAUCGCAGCCUUCAGCACAUGAGACUGCGGAGAGAGCAGCUUCAGACCAACCUCAGGCAGCAGAGACAGAUCACUGACGACAACAAAGAACUUGGCCAAAGUGGGGAGCAAAAAGCAGGAGAUUUGACUGUGUGCAAAAGCAUUUACCAGGAAGAGUCAAAGGAAAAGUUAUGUGACAGCAGUUGGCUGGAGCAGGAGGAGGAGUGUGUGCUUCAGAGGAGAGCAGAGCUGCAAGAGCUGGAGGAGGAGCUGAGGAGGAGAGAGGAGGUGGUCCUGCGCAGAGAGGCCUAUCUGCAACAAAAAAACAAACUGGAGGAGAAGAUGCUACGCUCCAGUCAGGCUCUGAGUCAGGACUUGCAGCGUGUGUCAAUGCAGUUGGAGGCAGUGGAGGAGCACCUGGAGAGCAGUAGCAAUGCAAGGCGGACUGGAGGAAUUACCAAAGAGGAACUGGAGAAGGAGAGAGACAUGCUUAAAAAGAGGAGAGACACUCUGGAUGCACAGUUGAAGGAAAACAGAGUACUUACUAUGGAGGAGGGGCAUUCCCUGCUCCAGCUGGAGGAAGCUAUUGAAGCUCUGGAUGCAGCUCUGAAGUUUAAAAACAACUUCAUCCAGGACAAACAGAAGAGGAUGGCAUUCGCAGACUCCUCUUCGUAUCAGUCACAAAGCACCAAACCCGCCCCACUCUGUGAUGUCAUCAGGAAGCUGAGGGAGCUCGCACCAGCCGAGGCUUUGGAGCUGCUCAUCAAAUAUUUCAACAAGGUUGUUUGUCUUCGUGAGGCAGAGCGCCAUUUGCGUUUGCGCUGUGAAGAGCUGGAGCUUCAUGCAGGAGAGCAAGAGGGGGUGCUGAGGGAGAUGGAGGCUGCCAUGCAGCGCCUGGCACUGGAUGCAGACCGCAGGCUCACCCAGCAGCACCGAGCUCACCAGAACAACAUCCAGCUACUCCUGCAGAAACUUCAAGAGGGUGGAUCAGGAGAACCACAGCAGGCUAUCCAAGACAGACUGCAGCAUCUGGAGAAAGAACUGUUUUUCUACAAGAGCUCCAGCCGGCAGCUAAAAAACAAGCUCAGAGAACUUUUUAGUGGCGCCCUGCACCAUGAUGAUCAGCAGUCAUACAUACAGGAGCACAGACAAACACACAAUAUGCAGGUACAAGCAGGCACAAGUAAAUCCCAGAUGCAAACUGAAGAGUUACAAGCAAGGACACGUAUAGCAACAACAUACACAAAGAUACAUGCAGAGCAAACAGACCAAAAGACAAAGUUCGAUUCUCAUAUGAGGAGACAUGCACACCAAACCCCCUGUCCUUCCUCAUCUUCUGACCUCCAAGCAGACAGAAAUACCAAACCUGAAUACAAUCAGAUGCACACACACACACAGUCCCAGGGGAGGAAUGAAAGAGAGGCUGGUAACAGUGGGGAAAGUUUAGAGAUGACACCAGUCCGUCUGUGUCGCAAAGAACUGAGACAGAUCUGUCCUGCUGACCUGCAGAUCUCUGGUUCUGCCACAAGGAGGCGGCAGUCUGUUGUGAAUACCAGCACAGAAUCAAUACUAGAAGACUCCAUAGAAGUGUCCAAAAACACUGACAGAUGAUGUUGCAUCAUUUGCAGAUCUAUUCAGUGACUUCACGUAGAUCAAAGUACCCAAAAGAGUCACUUGACAGCAGUAACGUAUACAGCAGAUUCCAGUUGGGUAGUAGUAAGCAAAGGAAAAUGUUUGUCAUAAAUGACUGCAGAUAAAAUUGAAUAUGAAUGACACACUUCUUCCACUCAUCUUAAGUAUCUUGUGAAAACUGACUUUGUGGGGCUCUGAGGUCAGUGAGAAGUGCCCACAGGUGCAUUAAAUUAUUUCCCAGAAUGAAAAAAAGGGUCUGUAGGUAAUGCAUGUCCAUAUUCACAAUAUACUAUGAAGAUAUGUUUUUGUUGUAUUUUAUUUAUUUUUUGUAAAUUCACUGUUGUCCUUUGUCGAACAUGUAAUACCACUGAAUAGUGCAACCAUGAAAAACUUCAGAGUUUAUGACCUUAAAGUGUCCUUUAGAAGGACUGGAGUGUGAAUACUUUACAGUGAACCACUUCAGUCUCUUGUCAUAGCACUGUCUUCCUAUGUCUUCCUGUCUUCUAUGCUUAAUGUUGUGGAGUUUUUUUUUAAUUUAGUAACAGAGGAAACAAAAAGAAAGGCCAGUGUUGUUAUGACAAAAAAAUUAAUUUGAUAAAUGGCAUGUAUAGAGAGAAUUUCCAAUAACUUGGCAGUGUGUUUACACAAAAAACAGAGUGACAUUUCCUAUUUUGCGAUUAUAGAUACAUACAUCAAAAUACAACACUGCACAUUUCAUGUUUUGUUCCCGUAAAUUUGGAGAUUUCUUAUGUUUAAAGCUCUUAUAGCCUAGAUAAAGACAUAAAACAAGACAAAAAACUAUCUUUGCAAUGAAUAAAUCUUACUGACAUAAACACACUGCAUGCAUAAACGGCAACCUUAUGUCGUAUGUUGAGUGUGGGGAAAAAAAGCACUUUUCUGAUAUUAUUUCUGUAGUCAUAAUACUUUACCUUAUGGUUGUCACCAACUGCAUCAACUAAACUGAUUCUCCUCCUUUUACAACACUGCUAGUUUAAAACAAUAAGUUAGAGAAAAGGUGUCAUCAACCUAUAGUUCGAAGUAAUCAAAUACAGCUGAGUGAGUUUUUCACCUUUAAUUUUUGGCACUGUUUAGCACUUAAAUGGCCAGUAGAUACAGUGUGUUUUCUGCACUAAAACAGUAAUGUGUUUUUAUGUGUUUUUUGAUACAAUCUUUUUUUUGUCUGUUAGCUGUACUGUUAGCUAUACUUGCUGUGUAAAUUAUUUCUGUAACUCUACAGUCAAAUUUAUUAAACUUACUAAUUUGCA
Messenger RNA from Seriola aureovittata, 5487 nucleotides. RefSeq names its product kinesin-like protein KIF27. Bases 230 to 4201 code for a protein of 1323 amino acids. NCBI's taxonomy places the organism in Eukaryota, Metazoa, Chordata, Actinopteri, Carangiformes, Carangidae. The transcript has 15 exons. Gene Ontology annotation, molecular function: microtubule binding; ATP binding; microtubule motor activity. The record is from RefSeq and is a predicted model, not a curated record. Gene Ontology annotation, biological process: mitotic spindle organization; microtubule-based movement.